AUGGUAAGGGGCCGCAGGGCCGAGGGAACGCACGCACGCACGUACACGCACUUUGGAGGGGCGGGCCUGCGAGGUUACACCCAGCGCCUCUCAUGCGAUCUCGCGAUAGCCAUAGAGGAGAGUGCGGAAGCUCAGUUCGUGCAGGAUGCGGUUCCUGAAGUCCGGUCUGUUGAAGAGUCUUCAAAAUCUGCUGCAAAUCCAAACUCUGACAAGAGCAAUACCAAGAACCCAACAUCAGUAACUCCUAAGAAGGAUGACUCCAGCAGACCUUCUCUGCCAUCUAAACUGGAAAAUUUGAUCCCAAAAGAUAAACCUGGCAAACCCAGUUCGGAAAAAGAGACCCAAGAACAAACCCCUGGCAAGUCCAGUUCUGAAAAAAAAGAGGCCGCAGGAGUUAAUUCUGACAAGUCCAGUUCAGGAAAAGAGACCGCAGGAGAUCCUUCUGAGAAGGCCAAUUCAGAAAAAGAGACCCCAGGAGAUAGUUCUGACAAGGCCAAUUCAGAAAAAGAGACCCCAGGAGAUAGUUCUGACAAGGCCAAUACAGGAAAAGAGACCCCAGGAGAUAGUUCUGACAAGGCCAAUUCAGGAAAAGAGACCCCAGGACAGACCCCUGCUAAGUCCAAUUCAGAAAAAGAGCCACCAAAAAAUAAUCCUGGCAGGCCCAGACAGACCCAUGACACGUCCGAUUCGGAAAAAGAGACCCCAGGACAGACCCAUGACACGUCCAAUUCGGAAAAAGAGACCCCAGGACAGACCCCUGGCACGUCCAAUUCGGAACAGAAAACCCCAGAAAGACCCUCCAGUAAGGAGCAACUCCCUGAGCCUGGGGUGAUUGCAUCAUCCGAGAAAGAUCCACUUCAUAAAACGGGAGCAGAACCUGGUGAGAAAGAGUCCACAGACUUGGAUCCUGCCUCUCCACAGCAGGAAGGAGAUGGCAAGGCUUCAGAACCUGUGGAAGAUGAGGAGCCCAUGCAGAUUGAGGGAGAUGAGGAAGAGCCUAAAGAGGAGGCUUCACCCAAAGAAGGGAUGGCGGGCCAUGCCUCCAGUGAGAAUGGAAAAGGUCUCCCUUUGGAUUUGCUUGACAAUGAAAAGGAUGACUUUUUAAAAGAUAAUACUGGAACUGGCAAUGCGGAGAGCAGCCACUUCUUUGCCUACCUGGUGACCGCUGCCAUUCUGGUCGCUGUCCUCUAUGUAACCUAUCACAACAAGCGAAAGAUUAUUGCUUUUGUCUUGGAAGGAAAACGAUCCAAAGUCACUCGGCGGCCAAAGGCCAGUGACUACCAACGUCUGGACCAGAAGUUUAUCUUAAUUCUGAAUGUAUAUAUUCUUCUGGAAAAAGAUGGACGUCACCAAUGAAUUAUGUUGCUUUCAUUUCAGAUUUGA
Molecule: messenger RNA, 1383 nt
Organism: Elephantulus edwardii (Cape elephant shrew)
Lineage: Eukaryota; Metazoa; Chordata; Mammalia; Macroscelidea; Macroscelididae
Product: trans-Golgi network integral membrane protein 2-like
Exons: 7
Cellular component (GO): trans-Golgi network transport vesicle; trans-Golgi network; endosome
Source: RefSeq, a predicted model, not a curated record